AGACUAAGACUAGUUAGCAAACAAGACAGGUUAUCAUUUCCUCAUUUUGAGGCCUUUGUCCCUCAAGGGGGCCAGAAUCUCUUUCAAGGUCCUGAUUGUGAAGGGCUCCUAGGUGAGCACUGGGUGUCUGACCCCCACCAGGGGCUUCUGGACGGGAUCUUGCUCUGGAAGGAAACAUGAACCUCUGGCUUUGGUCGCUUUGCUUCCUGCCAGUCUCCGGGGCUCUGAAGAUCCUCCCAGAAGUAACUCUGGAUGGAGCCCUGGGCGGAUCUGUUGUCAUCGAGUGCCCGCUUGCUGGAGAAACAGAAGUGCGGAUGUACCUGUGCCGGCAGAUGGUUAACACGGGGUCGUGUAAUACGGUGGUAUCCAACAACUUUGUCAAUGACAAAUACAGGCACCGGGUCGCUCUGAUGCCAUGUUCAGACAAGAAUCAGUUUCUAGUGGAGCUGUCAGGGCUCACUGAAAGUGACAGUGGGGUCUAUGCCUGUGGAUUGGGCAAGAACACAGACCGAGGCAAAACCCAGAAAGUCACCUUGAAUGUCCACAAUGUAGAGUAUGAGCCAUUCUUGGAGGAGGAGCCCAUGUCUGAGCCUCAGAAAUUGUUGUAUGAAUUUCUGCAACAACACAUGCCCAACUGGCUUCAGAUGCUUCCACAGGCCAGGGAUGCCGAAUUCAUACCCAAAGUUGCCACACCAGCUCAAAGGACUGAGGCCCCUCCAGUCCACCACUCCGGCAUCACCACUCCAACCACCCGCCAGCCUCGACCUUCCACAGCAUCCUCGGCAGCAACUGCCAAGCUGCCAACACUCCUGCCAUCCACCACAGCCUCAGACACCUCGGCUCAGGAAGGGGUGCUCGGGCCCCAGGAGGCCAGUUACAAGCACCACUCCUGGCUUCACAGGCAAAGAGCAUUCACCCCCGGCUCCCAGGCUGGGAGGGAAGACCAAGGCUUUCACAUCCUCAUCCCCAGCGUCCUGGGCCUCCUGCUGCUGGCGCUCCUGGGGCUCGUGCUUCGAAGAGCCGUUCAGAGGAGGCGGGCCUUCUCCAGGCGGAUCCGCCGCCUGGCGGUGAGGAUGCGCGGCCUGGAGGCCUCGGGGCGGCCCGGAUCGCGCCAGCCCCGCGCGGGGCCCCAGGGAGGCCCCGCCCCCAGAGUGCGCAGCCACGGCGCCCCUCGCCCCGCCCCAGGUGCCUGAAACUCCCUGGCUUUAUGCCCCAUCACAUAAGACCAGCUGUGAAUAUGUGACCAUCUGCCACCUGCCUGCUGCCCAGAGGGAGGACCCUGAUUCAGAUGAAGAUGACUACAUCAAUAUCCUCAGCCUGACCUCCCUGCCCAGCUGUCCUCCUGGAGCCAUACCAUGGCGCCAGUGAGUCCUGCCUGUCUACUGAAUUCCAGUGCCUGCUCCAUUUCUUAGCAGGAAUGUGGUCACCACCCACAUCUCAUGCCCCAUCUCAAUGCUCAUGCACAGCUACUUGUGCUCUGAACAUAGCUCUGCCUCCAGCCGACCUCGCACACAUCUGCAGCCCUGUGUUCAUCACAGAGGCUCCAGGCAGGCAGAGCACUCAUCUCGAUGCCAUCUGCUUCUUCUCUAUUGAACAGGCUUGCAGGGUGUCCCAUCAGUGUCUGAGGUCCUGGGGUCUUUGCUGCCUUGACUUUGGAUCCUAUGGCAACAGGCUUGGGUAUGGGCAGCAGCGGCCCUUCCCAGGCUUGGGCCUCGCACAAACAGAAGGCCUUCAGGGUGCGUGAUGAGGAUCUGCCUCAGCUCCACAGGCUGGAAAGGGCCUGAAAUAAAAACACCCCUGGGAGCAGCUUUGUCCUGAUCUGAGGGCUGGCACUUACUAGUAAGCUUCUAUUUGUCUGUCUCAAAUCCUAUGUGGUAGGGACAAUUCAUUUUGAUGUCAUAACAGUCUACAUUUCCAGAACCAAGCUUGUUAGUGUUAGUGAUAGACACAUCGAUAUAAACAUGUAUAUAUGCAUAAA
Molecule: messenger RNA, 1978 nt
Organism: Chinchilla lanigera (long-tailed chinchilla)
Lineage: Eukaryota; Metazoa; Chordata; Mammalia; Rodentia; Chinchillidae
Gene: Fcmr
Product: Fc fragment of IgM receptor
Cellular component (GO): plasma membrane
Molecular function (GO): transmembrane signaling receptor activity
Source: RefSeq, a predicted model, not a curated record